Sinocyclocheilus rhinocerous is the source of this 6547-nucleotide messenger RNA. Its product is annotated as probable G-protein coupled receptor 179. Gene Ontology annotation, biological process: G protein-coupled receptor signaling pathway. Gene Ontology annotation, molecular function: G protein-coupled receptor activity. NCBI's taxonomy places the organism in Eukaryota, Metazoa, Chordata, Actinopteri, Cypriniformes, Cyprinidae. The record is from RefSeq and is a predicted model, not a curated record. Gene Ontology annotation, cellular component: membrane. Bases 434 to 6019 code for a protein of 1861 amino acids. The transcript has 12 exons.
CAGCGCUCACCACUACCGGGAGAUUGGGAGAGAUGGGAGAGAGGGAGAGAUUUACAGGAGGGCUGCAGAGUGAGUGAACAGGUUCCAGCAUCGUCGCAUCCAGGGUGGACCCGACCCACUGAUUGCAGGAUGCAUGGAGUUUAAGCAUCGCCUGCUCUUUGAGCUUCUCCUUCACCUUCGAAAAUGAAUAGUGCAUGUCGGUCCGUGUAUGAAUGCACACUUAUCUGUUUGUGAAACCAAGACGCUGUUGGCAGCAAAGUGCGGUUGAACUCUAUCACCACUGACACCUGUCAAUCAGCUAACAAGAAGAGGAGAGAAGAAACAAAACCAGGGAUAGAGAAGAAAAGAAGGCCAAGCAUCUUUCAGGAUGUGAGUAAGCACAAAGCUGAUCUUUACCUUCACAAAAAGCAUUGGAGGAGCAGUUGCUUCAAAGAUGGGCCUGUGUGUUGGUCUGCUACCUCUACUGCUGCUACUUCCCAUCCUGCUCUCUGCUCAGCUCACCACUGUGUCUGAACUUGAGGACACGUCCAGCUUGGAGUUCACCCCAACUCCUUGUCUUACUGACCCAAAUACUGUAGCAGGGAAGAACUCGUCUUCCAGUGCUCGACCCACCAGUCCGGCUCCAGUAAAAGCGAGCACGGAGGAGGACCAGUCUGCCGCGGAGAGCUACCUCUACACUGGCAAUUCGUCUUCUUUGGCUGCCGCUACCUGCACACGGAGUUUCCAGCUGCCUGUUCGACUGGGAUCUCCGCCUAGAGACCUUCUCUCUCUCUUGCACCAAGCCAUAGCGUCUCUGACCAAUGCUGCCAACUUUCUCAACCUGAUAUUCCAAGCUAGUGAGCUGAGAGAAACGAGUGUACGAGAGGAUAUCGAGUGGUACCAUGCACUGGUGCGGGCUAUGCUUGAAGGGGACAGGCCGGGCCUGGUCAGACGAGCUUUUCUAACAUUCGACGCCGACCCCACGAUCCAACAGCCCCAACUGGUGCUCCGUGCCUCCAAAGGCACAACCCAGGACAUUCUUCUGCAGGACCUGACGUCUGCCUGGAGCAGCUUCCAUCCUCCUGCACCUGACCAAAGCUGGUUCGAUAUGUUUAAGUCUAGCUCUCCACCCCUCCAUGCCUUGUCGAAACGGGUUCUUCUAAAUGACCUAAGCACCCUAGACACUCCCAAGUGGGCACGUGGGGAUAGUUAUGUGAUCAAUAGCAGUGGGGUUCAGUGGGGCGAAGCCCCUUUCCUUGAGUGCAUUGAUGGCCGUUUUUUGCCAGGGUGGUUACUCAGUCUCUCAAUGCCAUUUUAUGGGUUGAAGCCAGACCUCAACCCAGAGUUCAGGGGUGUUAUCCGUGUCGACUUCAACAUCCAGGGAUUCAAUGUGGAUCAGUGUGCCAGUGGAGACUUCUGGUUUGCAAACACACAUCAAUGUAAUCGGACCAGCAUGGAGUGUGAAUCCAUCCCGCAACAGGGCUUCCGGAUGGGCCAGUACUGCUGCCGAUGUAAAAAGGGCUACUACAGUCCAAAUCCAGACACAGAAAACAAAAGGAACAACCGUUUGAAUAGUACCCGAGCUUGUUACCCAGAAGUCCCUGUGUGUCUGCCCUGUUGGCCCGGCUGUGAUGAGUGCGAGGAUGGAGCCCCGUGUUGGGUGCAGGAAGACUGGCUUCUGAGGACGGGUGUCCUGGCCGUGCAGGGCCUUUUCAUGCUCCUUGUGCUUAUCAGCAUGCUGGUGGCAUAUCAGUGCAGGAGAACCAAGCGGAUCCGAUCGUCGGGGCUUUUGCUGCUGGAGAUGAUCCUGUGUGGCUCUCUGUUGCUUUACUUCCCAGUCUUCAUUUUAUACUUCAAACCCAGCACUUUCCGGUGUAUUCUGCUCCGCUGGGUCCGUCUGCUUGGUUUCGCCAUUGUUUAUGGAACUGUGACGCUCAAGAUGUACCGGGUUCUGAAGGUGUUUCUGUCGCGUACGGCCCAGAGAGUGCCAUACAUCACUACCACAGGUGUGCUGAGGAUGCUGGGAGUUAUAGUGCUUACUGUCAGCUGGUUCCUGUGUGCGUGGACCGUGGGCGUCCUUCAGAAUCGAGACAGGAAUGUUCCACUGCUGAUCAUUUCCACCACCUCAGAAGGACAAGGCUUCAAUGUCUGCGACCUGGACCGGUGGGACUACAUGAUGGCUGUGGCGGAGCUGUUAUUUCUGUGCUGGGGCAGUUUCCUGUGCAGUGCAGUGAAGACGGUACCUUCAGCAUUUCACGAACCACGUUACAUGAGCAUCGCAAUCCACAAUGAGCUACUGCUCUCCUCCGCGUUCCAUCUUUUCAGAUUUGCAAGACCAUCAAUUCAUCCCGACUGGAUGCUCUUGCUGUUCUUCACUCACACGCAUGUCACAAUUACUGUAACGCUCGGCCUGCUUUUUGUACCCAAGUUUCUCCACAUGUCUCGGCCCGGCCGAGAGGAAAUAGCUGCAGAAGUAUAUGAGGAGGAGGUGGACUUGCGACGCUCGUGUUCUUACCUCAACAGUAGUGUCAACUCUAACUGCUGGAGUGACCACAGCCUGGACCCUGAUGACAUUCGGGAUGAGCUGAAGAAACUGUAUUCUCAGCUGGAAGUCCACAAGACCAAGAGGAUGGCAAACAGCAAUCCCCACCUUCCGAAGAAGCGCAGUUCUCGCCUCAGCAUUGGACGGUCCCUUAUAAAACGGAUCAGUGAGAUCCCAGAAAGUUUAAGCAGGCAAUGCAGUCGUGAAGAUAAGGAUGUCAAUGCUGCAAUAGGAAGUAUAACACGAUCAGGAUCUUAUUACAAAAGCCAUCAGACCACAAGCAUUAACAAGAUGAAUGAAACUUUAAUGCAGCCCUCUCCAAAGAUGCGGAAGUCCCAUAGUGCCUAUGAUUGUACCCCAGAAAGGGAGGUCUCCCUAUUAAACUCCUCCAUAAGUAGCAAAGAGAAAAGGGUUUCACUGCAUUCCGACUCAGGAUCCAUCAACGCAACAUUGCUGGUCUGCAAGUCUGCCAGUGCCCACAAUCUAUCGGUAGACACUAACCUUCUACUUCCAGAGCCCAGCAGGUUUCAAAAGUCACUUAGUGUCAUAGAACGCAAUGACCAUCGCUCUGUGACUCCUUGUAGAAGCACUGGAAAUGUGUCGCUUGCUGGCAAAGCUGCCCCAGCAGAUAAACCCCAGCUAACUGUGGAUGUUGAUAUAAAGAGGCAGACUUCAAGUGCCUUGCUCUCAGAGUCAUUUGACAAGGCCGAGGUCUGCCCGUGGGAGGUUCCAGAGGAGCUCCCUGCAAACAAGAACCAAAAACAUGUCACAUAUUCCAUUUCGAAACAAGAAGAACCCAAAUCACCUGGUGCUACCUCGUCACCAACGAUGUUAUAUGUUUGUCCAUGGGAAUUCUUGCCACCUCCUACUCCUCCUGCAACAGAAACUGGGAAUGGUAUUCAGUCAGAUGUUGAUUCCACAAAACCCAAGCCUCUGAUCUCCUGUAGCGCUCCAGGGUCACCACACACAAUCUCCGGCCAGCCGAAGGACUUUCAGUUUUUCUCUUUCCGCUCCACUACCCAAAGUCUCCUUGCAGCAAAAGGCAUUGGAGAAGUUGGAAGAAGUAUGAGCGGAGAGAAAAGCCUACAAGAAAGUAAUGUUAGGGAGGGAACACUACAGAAAUCUUUGUCUACAUCCAUGAGAUUGUACCCAGGCAGUGCAGCUUCAGACAAGCGUACCCCUCAGACACACAGACGGGCUAUGACUACCGUAGGCACAAAACCUUGCCUUGUCAAACAAACAGCAAUACGGUUGCCAUCUACUGAUUCUCCUGAAAGGAGUCCCAAACAUUCUGCUCCAGUUCACAUCUGUCCAUGGGAGUCAGAGGAGGUGGUCUUGGAGGUCAGGAAGCAGAAUUUGAAUGACAGUGUAUUACAAAGACAAUAUAGUGACAAGCAAGUACUAUCUGCGACAGUAAGUAAUGAUGUCUUCAAACUGCCUGAGUUUCAACUGAAAUCAUUAUUGGCUGUUCCUAAUACAGAAGUGUGUCCAUGGGAUGUCCCAAAACCUUUUCAUCAAACCAGCAUUUCUGAAGUCUGUCCUUGGGAGGUUGUGGAAGUAGAGCAAUUGCAAACCAAGAGCAUACAUACUGAUGUCAGUCCUUGGGAAACAGAUGGUGAGCCAUCAAGAGUCACUGAAGACAAUAUAUAUAAUACCAAUGUUGAAGUCCCUAUGUCUGAAGACACCCAGAAGCAGGUAAAUGUGAAGCCUGAAGCAUGCUCUUCUUAUGUACUAGACACAAAUAUCUCUCAGGUUAGACAGGGAUCCAUCAAAACCUCUAGUGACUCAAUAAAACAUGGUGAAAGGGUAAUUUAUGUUAAUGCAAGACAAAGUUCAGUAGACCAAGAGAUGCAGAGAGAUGCAGGUUCAGAAGAACCAAGUUAUAUACUGAAACGAGAUGAAAGUGAUUUUCCUGAACCACCCCCACCUGUAACUGAAGUAAACCCUUGGGAGUCUGAGCCAAAUACAAAAGACGCUACAAGACAGUCUUUAAAAGAGACCAUGCCUAAGAAAGCAACCAUUUGUCCGUGGGAAGCAGAGGAUUCUGGGAGGUCAGAAGAGAAGGUGGGAGCUACAAACAAGGGGUCAGUUCAUGUAAAUGUGUGUCCAUGGGAAACAAGUGAGUCUGUGAAGACCACACAGAAACAAGAAAGUGUCUGUGGAGAUGUCUGUCCAUGGGAGACAAAAGAAUCAGUCAAUACCUUACAGAAGCAAGAAGGUGUUCGUGAAAAUGUUUGUCCUUGGGAAACAGAAGACAUAACGAAGACCAUGCAGAAACAAGAAAGGAUCCAUCCAGAUGUCUGUCCAUGGGAGACAGGUGAGCCAGCAAAGACAAUGCAGAAACAAGGAAGUGUCCAUGCAGAUGUUUGUCCUUGGGAGACAGGAGAGAAAGCAAAGACAAUGCAGAAACAAGAAAGUGUCCAUGCAGAUGUUUGUCCUUGGGAGACAGGAGAGCCAACGAAGACAAUGCAGAGACAAGAAAGUGUCCAUGCAGAUGUUUGUCCAUGGGAGACAGGUGAACCAGUCAAGACCUUGCAGAAGCAAGAAAGUGUCCAUGCAGAUGUUUGUCCAUGGGAGACAAGUGAGCCAGUCAAGACCCUGCAAAAGCAAGAAAGUGUCCAUGCAGAUGUUUGUCCUUGGGAGACAGGAGAGCCAGCAAAGACAAUGCAGAAACAAGAAAAUGUCCAUGCAGAUGUUUGUCCAUGGGAAACAGGUGAGCCAGUCAAGACCUUGCAGAAGCAAGAAAGUGUCCAUGCAGAUGUUUGUCCAUGGGAGACAAGUGAGCCAGUCAAGACCCUGCAAAAGCAAGAAAGUGUCCAUGCAGAUGUUUGUCCAUGGGAGACAAGUGAGCCAGUCAAGACCCUGCAAAAGCAAGAAAGUGUCCAUGCAGAUGUUUGUCCAUGGGAGACAAGUGAGCCAGUCAAGACCCUGCAAAAGCAAGAAAGUGUCCAGGCAGAUGUUUGUCCUUGGGAAACAGGAGAGACAACAAAGGCUUUGCAGAAACAAGAUAGUGUUCUUGCAGAUGUCUGUCCAUGGGAUACAGGUGAGCCAGUGAAGACCCUCCAGAAACAAGAAAGUGUCUACUCAGAUGCCUGUCCGUGGGAGGCAAAACAAUCACCCAAACAAUCUGUGCCACAAGACUGCACUCAUGCCAUCUCCUCAAAAAGGCAAGACAGUGCUCAAGAAUCUGUCUGUCCCAGGGAAAAUGAUAUGGGAACACCACCAGCAACAGAAAGCAGCACAAGUCAAAAUGCCCCAGAUAUAAGUGAGAUACACCCUUCAGACACAGGCACACAGACAGCAGAAGAGAUGAGAGUUAACCCUCCUCUGGCUCGGCGUGAUGCACUGUGCCCUUGGGAUAUGGGAGGGGGCAGACAAGAAUCUAUAACAGUGCAUGAUCAUUUAGAUGUCUUCACUUGGGAGGAGGCGAUACCAGAGGAAGAUGAUGGUGAUGCAGAAACUGCUGCAGAGGCCUUCAUCUUCCCUCCAGACUUGUGAACUGCGAGGGCAGUAUCAUUGUGCUUUAUACAGCUUGAAAGACUCAUUGUGACAAAAUGGACCACUGGUCACACUUUUCAGCUUUAUGCAGAAUGUCCCUCUAAUGUCAUCAGCACACUUCACUGACCGUUAUUUAAGAAAGGAUUCCACCUAUGCCAAUGUUCUCCCUCUUCAGCUUAACAAACCAUAUCUGAAGACUGACUGCUAUUAAGACAGACUGCUCUCCUGUGCACAUUCCCUUUUGGCCUUACAUUAACACAAACACCCUGUUUAAUUUGGUAUUGUUUUGUGUGUAUUUGUGUUCAUAUGGCUAUGUAGAUUAUAUUGUCCGUAAAUCCUACGUCACCAACAUACCCUGGGUGGAACAUUUAGAAAGUCUGAUUUAACACAUUUUCAGUAAAAAAACACUGCACUAAUAUUACUAAGUAACUAAGUUAAUAGACGAGCUGUCCUGAUAUACACACCAAUGUUGCUAGUCUUAAAAGUUGUUCAUGUUUAACAGCUCUUUGGUCUACACAAAUGGUUUAA